AUGGCAAACCCAUACCCCUUUCAAGACAAGGUCAUUGUCGUCUCUGGCGCCAGCCGAGGCUCUGGCUUGGCCCUCUCGCGAUACCUCCUCACCCGUGGUGCCAAGGUGUCUAUGGCAGCUACUUCUGAGGAGAACCUGAAGAGGGCCAUCGCUGGCAUCGAGCAAGAUAUUCCUGAUGUUAAGGAUCGUGUCAUUUACUUCCCUACCGAUGUCACCAAGCCUGAUGAUGUCAAGGCUUGGAUCGAGGGCACAGUUGCCAAAUGGGGUGAAGUGGACGGCGCCGCCAACGUCGCAGCCAAGAUGAACAAGAGCAUUCAUCCCAUCGAGGAUCUUGAUCUUGAUGAAUUGAAGGAGAUGCUUGACGUCAAUGUCAUCGGUACCUUCAACUGUAUCAAGUAUGAGAUGAAGAACAUGAAGCCUGGAGGCAGCAUUGUCAACUGCGGUAGCCAACAGGUCAAGUACGCUUCUGGAAACAUGGGAGCCUACGCCGCUUCCAAGAAUGCUAUUCGCGGCUUGAGUCAAUCUGCUGCGUAUGAAGGUGGCGCAAAGUACCCCAAGAACCCCAUCCGAGUCAACCUUCUAUGCCCUGGAUGUAUCGACACAGACAUGAUCAAGCAGCCUCUCCAUUUGCCCAACGGUACAACAUGGACCAUGACUGAGGAUGAUAACUUGACAUCCAUUAUCAAGCGAUACUCCAAGCCUGAGGAGAUCGCUGCUUCUAUUGCUUUCUUGUUGGGAGAUGAGAGCAAGUUUAUGACCAAGCAGGAGAUUUAUGUUGAUGGUGGUUGGAUGGAGGCCAACUAUGUUGGAUAA
Messenger RNA from Fusarium coffeatum, 813 nucleotides. RefSeq lists its product as uncharacterized. The record is from RefSeq and is a predicted model, not a curated record. The transcript is spliced from 3 exons. NCBI's taxonomy places the organism in Eukaryota, Fungi, Ascomycota, Sordariomycetes, Hypocreales, Nectriaceae. Gene Ontology annotation, molecular function: oxidoreductase activity. The coding region runs from base 1 to 813 and encodes 270 amino acids.